Notechis scutatus (mainland tiger snake) is the source of this 957-nucleotide messenger RNA. The record is from RefSeq and is a predicted model, not a curated record. Lineage: Eukaryota; Metazoa; Chordata; Lepidosauria; Squamata; Elapidae.
GAGGCCGAAACGGAAGAUCACCCCAGCUGCCCCCUGAGGUUAGAGGAGGAAAAUGGCCUGAGCGAAGGCAAGCUGGAAUUCCUGUCCUUUUCUCCGGAGAUGGCGGCCGAGCAGUUCACCCUGAUGGAUGCUGAACUCUUCAAGAAAGUGGUGCCUUAUCACUGUCUCGGGUGCAUCUGGUCUCAGCGGGACAAGAAGGGGAAGGAACACUUGGCGCCCAGCAUCCGGGCCACUGUCUCCCAGUUCAACAGCGUCACCAAUUGCGUCAUUGCCACCUGCCUCGGGGACAGGAUGCUGAAGCCCCAGCAGAGAGCCAAAGUGGUGGAGCGAUGGGUCGAAGUUGCCCGGGAGUGCCGCAUCCUCAAGAAUUUCUCCUCCCUCCGCGCCAUCCUUUCUGCCCUCCAGUGCAACGCAGUUCACAGGCUGAAAAAGACCUGGGACGAGGUGUCGCGGGAGAGCUGCCGCAUGUUCCACGAAUUAUCCGAAAUUUUUUCGGACGACAACAAUCACUCGUUAAGCCGGGAGCUGCUUAUUAAGGAAGGGACUUCCAAGUUUGCCACACUGGAGAUCAACCCCAAAAGAGCGCAGAAGCGGCAGCAGCAGCAGCGAGAAAUGGGUGUAAUGCAAGGCACCAUUCCUUACCUGGGCACCUUUUUGACCGACCUGGUGAUGCUGGACACGGCCAUGAAGGAUUAUUUAGACGGCGGCCUGAUCAACUUUGAGAAAAGGAGGAAGGAGUUCGAAGUCAUUGUCCAGAUCAAGUUGCUUCAGUCGGCUUGCAAUAAUUACAGCUUCAAGAAGGACGAGCGGUUUGGGACGUGGUUUCACGGCGUGGAGCGGCUCAGCGAAGCCGAGAGCUACGGCCUUUCGUGUGAAAUCGAACCCUUGUCGGAGUCGGCCAGCAACACGCUGAAAGCCAAGAAGAACACAGGCAUCAUUAAGCGGUGGAGCGAGUAA